UCUAUUUAUAUAUUCACAUAUACGGAGUAUAAUAUGAUCACGAUCACUUGAGGUAGGAGAGAGAUCAAAAUUCUAGAGAGAGAGGAUUCUCCAUAAGGAAAAUGCCAGAAAAUAAUUUCUUCACAGAAAUUAAAAUACCUCAGCAAAAGAUCUACAACAAUACAAUUCUCUUCCCUACAGUUCUAUCUCCAAACCCCAACACAGUCCCAAACAAUUUCUCUAUUGUUGUAGAAGAAAUCAAAGCUCAGAAGCCAUGGUUGGACUGUAUUCUUCACAAAACAGGGGCUAUUCUCCUCAGAGGAUUUCCGUUAACAACUGCUUCUCACUUUAACGGCGUCGUCGAAGCUUUCGGCUUCGAUGAACUACCGUAUGUGGGUGGCGCCGCCCCAAGGACCAACGUUGUUGGUCGGGUUUUCACUGCCAAUGAGUCUCCUCCUGAUCAGAAGAUCCCUUUUCAUCAUGAAAUGGCUCAGGUUCCUGAGUUCCCAUCCAAAUUGUUUUUCUUUUGUGAAGUGGAACCACAAAGUGGAGGUGAAACUCCUAUAGUUCUUAGCCAUAUCAUAUAUGAGAGGAUGAAGGAGAGGUACCCGGAAUUUGUUGAACGAUUGGAAGAACAUGGAUUGAUCUAUACUCGGGUGUUAGGGGAAGACGAUGAUCCUUCAUCGCCAAUAGGCCGUGGAUGGAAGUCUACAUUCUUGACCAAGGAUAAGAGCGUCGCAGAGGAAAGGGCUGCCAAGCAAAAUACGAAGUUGGAAUGGAUGGAAGAUGGAUCAGUGAAGACAAUAAUGGGUCCAAUUCCAGGUAUUAAAGUUGACAAGAGCAGACAACGCAAGAUAUGGUUCAACAGCAUGGUGGCUGCUUAUACAGGCUGGAAAGAUGCACGAAACGACCCUGUAAAGGCGGUGACCUUUGGGGAUGGCCAACCUUUGCCGGCUGACAUGAUCCACGACUGCCUGAAAAUCCUAGAUGAGGAAUCUCUUGCCAUUCCUUGGCGAAAAGGUGAUGUCCUACUGCUGGAUAAUCUGGCUGUGCUUCACUCCCGGCGAUCAUUUGAUCCGCCUCGUCGUGUACUAGCUUCGCUUUGCAAGUAAAAGGCUCCUCCAUCAAUGCCCUGUAUGUCACUGUGUGUUAAAUAGACACUCUAUUUUUAAGAUAUGUAAUAGGAGUAGUUUAACUAGUUUUUAUACCUUAAUAACACUAUUAAUGUUUAGUAAUUUUGUACUUGUUUAUAAACUAUUAUAAUUUUUGUAAUAACUUUUUUGGGUAAACUGAACAAUCAUUUCCUAAAGUUUAUU
Cornus florida is the source of this 1295-nucleotide messenger RNA. RefSeq names its product clavaminate synthase-like protein At3g21360. The record is from RefSeq and is a predicted model, not a curated record. NCBI's taxonomy places the organism in Eukaryota, Viridiplantae, Streptophyta, Magnoliopsida, Cornales, Cornaceae. The transcript is spliced from 3 exons. The coding region runs from base 102 to 1091 and encodes 329 amino acids. Gene Ontology annotation, molecular function: oxidoreductase activity.